Molecule: messenger RNA, 2387 nt
Organism: Oppia nitens
Lineage: Eukaryota; Metazoa; Arthropoda; Arachnida; Sarcoptiformes; Oppiidae
Exons: 8
Coding region: 333-2387 (684 amino acids)
Biological process (GO): intracellular signal transduction; protein phosphorylation; microtubule cytoskeleton organization
Cellular component (GO): cytoplasm
Molecular function (GO): tau-protein kinase activity; ATP binding; protein serine/threonine kinase activity
Source: RefSeq, a predicted model, not a curated record
UAACAUAAAUAUGGCUUCACUUUGAAUACUAUUGUAAUUGUUAUGUGAUUUAUACCGAGUUUUCUACCGAUUUAUGCGUUUAUUGUUGUGAUCAGUGAUUAUGUCAUCAAUUGUUUGGUCAAUGUAUACGACUGUCAACACGUGUUAUCAAAUAUAAUUUUGUGUUUUAUGUCAAACAUUUGAAAUAUAUUUAUUUGGAUUCAAAUGAUGUAAUCAAAUGAUUGACAAUAUAAUUGGUGACCAAUUAGUGACAAUACAGUGAUUAAAAAAUCACAAGAGUUGUAAAUCAUUGGUGAACUUAUUGGUGGUGAUAGUAAACAGUGUAUUAGUUGAUGGCUGCGGGUCUUUACGAUAUAACGCCACAGACUCUGGGAAAGGGACACUUCGCGGUCGUAAAACUGGCCAAACAUUGUCUCACAGGCGAAUCGGUGGCCAUUAAGAUCAUAGACAAAGUAAAGCUCAAUAAGGAAGGUCUUCAGCAGUUGGGGAUUGAAAUCCGAUUGUGGUCUCGACUGUCUGAACACGAACACCAAAAUGUGGUCAAACUAUAUCAGGUUAUCGACACCCGAACCAAACUAUAUCUGGUUAUGGAAUAUUGUGGUCAAGAUGUAUGUGAUCUUUACGAUCACAUUCAACGCCGAAAUCAUGGAAAUGGAUUGAAAGAAGUUGAGGCCAAACAUAUUUUUCGACAGAUCUGUUGUGCCAUCUCUUACUGUCAUUCCCUUCAGAUCGUGCACCGGGAUCUCAAGCCAGAGAACAUACUAAUUAUCGCUCAGCCGUUAGAACAAAACAAUACACGAAUCAAAUAUCCUUUGGUUAAACUCAUAGACUUUGGUUUUUCUAAUCAAUGGGCAGAGGGAGAGAUGUUGAGGACAUCCUGCGGUUCAUUAGCUUAUUCAGCUCCAGAAAUACUCUUAGGUGACAGAUAUAAUGGUCCAAAAGUUGACAUUUGGGGUUUGGGUUGUAUUUUAUAUAUACUUUUGUAUGGAAGCAAUCCAUUCAUGCAAAUCAAUGACAGCGAAACAUUGUGCAGGAUAUUGGAUUGUAAUUUUUCAACUCCUGUUCGGCCAUAUAUAAGUGAAUCUGCUAUUGAAUUGAUUAAAUCUUUGCUCAAAAGAGAUCCCGAUAAUAGAUUGACUAUUGAAGAGAUAGUGACUCAUCCAUGGCUUAAUGAUAGUGAUGAAUUUAGUUUUGAUGACAUAAAAUAUUUAUCAAAACUGCCAAUUGUUCCAAAAAAUGUCAAAAAUUCAGUUCAUAACAGAGUAAUCGAUCAAAUGGUGACCAAAGGUGUUGGCAAUUCUAAAGAACAUAUUGAAAAAGUGUUGGAAAAUGUCUUAUUAGAAGAUCAACCAAACAAUAGUUUGAAGGAUAAAACCAAUGGUGGCUGUGAUUCAGUGAACACUCAAAGUGGUGUAAAUCAUGAACACUAUAUUAAAGCCACGUAUCAACUCUUAAAAGACAAAUCGAUGCGAGAGUUUCAUGGAUUACAUCAAAACAACAAUUCAGUGAAUCAAAACACUUCGGGACAUUUGACUAAACGAUUGCUUCCUCUAAAACCACGAAAGCAUUUAAUUCAACAAAUUUCCAAAAAUACUAAACCUUUUCAAGAGGAAGAGUCUGAAGAUGAUAACCCAAUUAGUUUUAGCGCUGGAAUAAAUCAAUUAGAUUUACCUAAUGAUGACGGAAGUGGUCUGGUUUUACCUCUUCAACGAAAAUGUUCGAUAGUUAGUGAAGAGGGCAGUUGUGCUGCUGAAGGCUCAGACUUGUCCAGCUUUGAAGGACCAAUUAAUGAUAGAAUUAGUCUUAAUGAACACAAACCAGUCCUUCCAACGAUAAAUAUAGUGGUCACUGACUGUUCACAAGCAGAUGAAUCCCAGACAGAUGAAGAUGAAGUGCUAAAUUCAGAGUUGGGACAAAUAGGUGAUAUCAAUAUGGAAUCAACUGUUAACACAAAUUUUUCUAACGAACCAUCGAUUUACAACCCGAUUGUGACGACCACUGUAUCGACAUUGCAUUCAGUGUCGAGUUCUCCUGAAUUGUUGCGAAACAAUGAUGAAGACGAUAAUGAUUUCGAUGUCUCGCAUUCGGGUCGCGGCCCUAAAGGGACGGCAAUGAUCUUAUUAAAUGAGACCAAACAUGACAAACAAACUGAUCAUUUGAUUAGUCAUUUUGGACAAAACGUUAGUACAAACAACUCAUCCAUUAAUAACUCGAGUUCUCCUUCGAUGAGAAUUAUAGUUCAGUCCAAGUCUUGUAAUAAUAUAUUAUUUAAUGAAAACGAUUCCUUCAAUUCCUCCAUUAAUGAUAAAAGUGAUAUCAAAUCUGUUAACAGUGUAUCUAUUAAAAGACAUAAAACAGAUCGAAACGAUUGUUGUAUUAUCUGUUAA